Molecule: messenger RNA, 1834 nt
Organism: Pristis pectinata (smalltooth sawfish)
Lineage: Eukaryota; Metazoa; Chordata; Chondrichthyes; Rhinopristiformes; Pristidae
Gene: drc9
Product: IQ motif containing G
Exons: 11
Coding region: 237-1520 (427 amino acids)
Biological process (GO): sperm axoneme assembly; cilium organization
Cellular component (GO): sperm flagellum; cytoplasm
Molecular function (GO): protein binding
Source: RefSeq, a predicted model, not a curated record
UGGGGUUGCGGAGAGUUGGGGACGUGGCGACUGCAGUGGCUUGGUUUUGAAUUUGAAGCAAAACAAUUUCUCCUCCGAAAGAGGACACUUUCAGUUCCUGAGUAGCGCAGUAACCUUUGGUUGAGGCAAAGAACUUUGAUAUCUUCAAAAGGCAACCAGUCGAGGACACGGCAGCUAUGUAGACACCACAGUGUGCAACGUAAGCCCCGAGGUGUUUCCAUGACAACAUAUCAACAAUGGAUGGGAUGGGGGCACCUGGAGAUGUUCUCUGUGCUGAUCCCAAUCAAUGGCCCAUAAAUGAUGGCACAAGAGGUGAUUUUGGGGUAAUGCAGCAACUUUCCCAGAGUGAUAUUCUCCGGAUUUGCAGUGUUCUGGAAGAUUGCAUUGAUCAAUUAACCAUUCUUGGCCUCAUAAUGCCAGUCUCCUAUGAAGAAAGGGCAGAUGCGACAAGUAAUAUAGGGAAUGACAUUGACCUGAUACUGAAGGGUCAGAAACAGGUGGAGUCAAAAUAUCAGGAUCUAAUGACUUCUAGGUCAGAGGACAAGGAGGCUGGAAGGCUUUCUACAGCACAAUUGACAGAGCUGGGAGAGCAAAUCCAAGAAGUUGCAGCAGACCUGAAGAGGAGUAGUCAGCUCUUCAACAUGUCCCUGAAACAGAAUCCACUUAGUGCUGGUAAUCUGGCCAAGGUACAAACUGACAGGCAAUUUGCUUUGGACGUGAUUACUAAUGCCCUGAAGGAGCUGCAUUUAUCGGGAACUUUUCUGACUCUGCUGGAUGUUAUUGAGAGGGAGAAACAGAAAAAAAUCAACAUGCAAAAUGCCAUCAUCAGGGAAGAAGAAGGCAGAAGGAAAAUUAAAGCUCUGAGAAAUCACCUGCAAAAUUUACGGAAGGAAAAGGAGGCAGAACAACAGAAUAAAAAUGAGAUGAUCGCUCACUUAAAAGACCAAGUGCAAGAAAUGAAAGCAAAAACCUCCAUGGAAGGGAAGUACAUGAAGAGAGAUGCAGAACUGCAGAUCCAACAGACACAAAAGAAAUGUGCCAGUGAGGAACAUAAAUUAAAGGAAGAGGUGCAGCUCUUGAAAAGCAAAAUCGAUCAGGAGACUCGGGUACAUUUGGAGAUUGAAAAGUUCCUGAGGCAAAAUCAGGCAGACCUGGAAGAAAAGCUGGAAUUUUGGAUGGAAAAAUAUGAUAAAGAUAUUGAAGCAAAGCAAAGUGAACUGAUUUCUCUGAAAUCAUCCAAGACUAGUAAUUUACAACGGCUCAAAGAGUACUCUGAAAAGUAUUUGACAUAUGAACGAGUGAUAAUUGAGGACAGAGUUGAGAAGGAAAAUGAAUGCAAAAGACGGACACAAGAAGAAAAAGAGUUUAGGAGCAUUAUUAAGCUUCAAUCAUGGUGGCGAGGGGUCAUGGUUCGCAGGGGAAUUGGUAUCUAUAAGAACAUCAAAAAGAAAGCAGAAAACAAAGGAAAGGCCAAAGGAAAAGGGAAGGAGGAUGAUAAGAAGAAGAAGAAGAAGAAAUGAAACCACUUUAAAGAAAUUUGGAGCAUCCAUAACAUUUGUUUCAAAAUAGAAGUUACUUGACAAUACAAACCAAUUUAAAAUUGUUAAAUUGUAUUGAACAAGUAAGAUUGCAAUUUAUACAAAAUCAACUGCUAAUUAUACUAACAGUUAACCUAUUAUAUUUUUCACCCUGGCAAAACAAUUAAAAACUCUGUGACUUGUUUCUUAGCAUUUUCAUUCCCAGUGCAAGUCCUCCCACCCUCCAACCUCCACAAUCCUCAUCUCACCCUCCCCUCCCCCCCCCGCCUUCCGGAACAGCCACUGCAACAUUCUUA